GGGGGGAGAUCCAACUGACAAACUUUUUUUUCCACUUUUUUUCUUGCACUUCUUCUCUUUCCCUUUCUCCUUCUUUCUUCUCUUCUUUGUGUACUCUUUAUUUUUCUUCUUCUCUAAGAAACAAAAGAUUUAGUUGAAUAACUAACUGCAUAAUACAUAAUGUCCAAAGGUAAGGUCUGUUUAGCAUACUCUGGUGGUUUAGACACCUCCGUCAUUCUAGCUUGGUUGUUAGAAGAAGGUUAUGAAGUCGUUGCCUUCAUGGCCAACAUCGGUCAAGAAGAAGACUUUGAAGCCGCAGAAAAGAAGGCUUUGGCAAUCGGUGCGACGAAGUUUGUGUGUGCUGAUGUCAGAAAGGAAUUCGUUGAAGACGUUUUAUUCCCAGCCAUUCAAGUCAAUGCCAUCUACGAAAACGUGUACUUGUUGGGUACUUCAUUGGCUAGACCUGUUAUCUCCAAAGCACAAAUCGAUGUGGCCGAACAAGAAGGCUGUUUCGCUGUCUCCCACGGUUGUACCGGUAAGGGUAACGAUCAAGUCAGAUUUGAACUUUCUUUCUACGCUUUGAAGCCAGACGUCAAGGUCAUUGCUCCAUGGAGAGACCCAGUCUUCUUCAAGAGAUUUGCAGGUAGAAAAGACUUGUUGGAAUAUGCUGCAUCCAAGGGUAUUCCGGUCACACAAACCAAGGCCAAGCCAUGGUCCACCGACGAAAACAUGGCACACAUCUCCUUCGAAGCAGGUAUCUUGGAGGACCCAGAUUGCACCCCACCAAAGGACAUGUGGAAAUUGACUGUUGAUCCAGCCGAUGCUCCAGAAACUCCAGAAGAUUUCCAAGUCGAGUUCGCCAAGGGUAAGCCAGUAAAGUUGACUUUGAACAACGGUAAGUCUGUUACUGACCCUGUUGAAAUUUUCCUCACUGCUAACGCAAUUGCAAGAAGAAACGGUGUCGGUAGAAUCGACAUUGUCGAAAACAGAUUCAUUGGUAUUAAGUCCAGAGGCUGUUACGAAACCCCAGGUUUAACUCUUUUGAGAUCCACCCACAUUGACUUGGAGGGUUUGACUCUGGACAGAGAAGUCAGAGCAAUCAGAGAUACCUUCGUUACCCCAACGUACUCCAAGUUGUUGUACAACGGUAUGUACUUCACUCCAGAGUGUGAGUAUGUCAGAUCCAUGAUCCAACCAUCCCAAAACACUGUGAAUGGUUUAGUCAGAGCAAGAUGUUACAAGGGCUCUUUGAUAAUCUUAGGUAGAUCUUCCAGCACUGAAAAGCUAUACGAUGCCACCGAAUCAUCAAUGGAUGAAUUGACUGGUUUCGAACCUCAAGAAGCUUCUGGAUUCAUUGCUGUCCAAGCUAUCAGAAUCAAGAAGUAUGGUGAAAAGGCAAGAGAAGAAGGCGGCUCUUUGGCUUUAUAAUCAUUUCCACUCUAAAAAAAGAACCGGUAUAAUAGUAAUAUUUAUAUUAUAAUAAAUUUAUGUGUAUAGAAACAAAAAAAAGAGCAACAAUAAAAAUAAGUAACGGCUUAACUCAAAUAAAAUAAAAAUUGUA
Messenger RNA from Pichia membranifaciens NRRL Y-2026, 1540 nucleotides. RefSeq lists its product as hypothetical. The record is from RefSeq and is a predicted model, not a curated record. Gene Ontology annotation, molecular function: ATP binding; argininosuccinate synthase activity. Gene Ontology annotation, biological process: urea cycle; L-arginine biosynthetic process. The transcript has a single exon. Lineage: Eukaryota; Fungi; Ascomycota; Pichiomycetes; Pichiales; Pichiaceae. Gene Ontology annotation, cellular component: cytoplasm. Bases 160 to 1407 code for a protein of 415 amino acids.